Gasterosteus aculeatus aculeatus (three-spined stickleback) is the source of this 522-nucleotide messenger RNA. The record is from the annotation of a RefSeq genome assembly. NCBI's taxonomy places the organism in Eukaryota, Metazoa, Chordata, Actinopteri, Perciformes, Gasterosteidae.
AUGACCUAUGUUAUAUCUUUAUUUCUGUUAGGGUUGGUUUUAGGACUAGUAGCUGUUUCUUCUAACCCUUCUCCUUAUUUUGCUGCUCUAGGGUUGGUGAUGGUAGCAGGUAUGGGUUGUGGCGUGCUAGUAAGUCAUGGGGGUCCAUUUUUAUCCCUGGUCUUGUUUCUUAUCUAUUUAGGAGGAAUAUUAGUUGUUUUUGCAUAUUCAGCAGCUUUGGCUGCCGAGCCCUUUCCUGAGGGGUGAGGAAGUCGACAGGUGGGGGUGUACAUAAUCUUAUAUGGGUUGGGGGUCGGGUUAGUAUCAAAUAUGUUCUGGGAAGGUUGGUAUGAGGUGUCAUGGGUCCCGGCUGAUGAGCUUGAUGGAUUUACUAUAUUUCGGGGUGACAUUGGUGGGGUUGCUAUGAUGUAUUCUUUGGGGGGAGGAAUACUUGUUCUUAGUGCAUGGGCCCUCCUCCUUACUUUAUUUGUUGUGUUGGAGUUAACCCGAGGCCUUAGCCGUGGCUCAGUCCGGGCGGUUUAA